Hyaloperonospora brassicae is the source of this 2283-nucleotide messenger RNA. NCBI's taxonomy places the organism in Eukaryota, Oomycota, Peronosporomycetes, Peronosporales, Peronosporaceae. The record is from the annotation of a GenBank genome assembly.
AUGGCGCCUGUUACUCCUACAUCUUCCAGGCUACAGGGAUCCGAUAGAGAGUCGCAGCGACUACCAAAACCGGUGGAUCGGGAGGAAGGCAUCUUACCUCCUGGAGUCGAGCUUCAACCAGAACCCAGGGAACCACAGCCGUGGAUUACCCACAGAGCUCAGAAGGGACGGUCUCUCCAGAGACGCGCCAACAAAACCUUGACAAGCAUUGGAAAAGACACUCCACGAGCGCUCGUCAGCGAGGCAUCCGGCAAGCACCCAACACCGACACCCCGAACGGCCCCAUUACCCGCCGAGUUGAGCAGUGAGGGCUUCCCUAGCGUCGUAACCGGGGACACGGUCUCUCCGGCGCAGCCGCUUCUCUUACCAGCUGAGGAACAAAUUCGUGUGGCAGAGCUGGCGCGGGGUCAGCCUCCACAAGUCCAAGGGCAUCUCCUGCUUAGUCGUCAGGCGAAAUCUAGGGCUACGCUUUCGAAAUUAAUGCAGGCCAGCUACGCCGGUCCCUCGGAGGUGGCUCCCCCUGGUCCAAUGCUUACGCAAGUGCCGCAGACUUUCGAAGAGGCGUUAAACAGCUUAGGGACGCGGGAGGUAGUAACGCCGGCGUCCGGCAAUUGCCUUGCCAUGGCAAUCGUGCAAGGAGCAACUGGGCAAGAUCUCGCAGAGCCGACGUCAAAGCGUGGACAGCUAACGGCAACCCUCAAAACCGGUAUCAAGGAGGUUGGACUUUUAAACAUAGAGGACCGCAUACCGCAUGAUAUCCGGGUGACGAUACUUCAACACGUUAACCGUGCUUGGACAAGCAUGACGCGGCGGGAAUCCCUUAACCAACUCAAAUGGUUUUUAGAGGACUACGCAUCCAGUCCUUCCGACCGAGCAGCGGUCGUCGCGGACAAUACAUGGGGAGGUAAUGACAUCAUCGGACUAGCGGCAAUGUUCCUCCGUCGGAACAUUUACGUGCUCGAAUUAGAAGGUACGCGCGCCAAACCCUGGAUCUGCCGGCAGUUUGGGCCAGAAGUGCUAUCCAUCAAAGCGAAAAGUAUCGCUUCGUUUACGGAGCGGCCCAUGGACAUUUUACAGUGCCUUGAUGCCAUCAGGGCGGACAUCAUCGACUCAGCAGCAACUCCUAUUGUCCUCCGCUUUUGGGGUCGGCAUUACUCGGCUGCCGUUCCUAGCCCGGCAACGAGGGAAGAGUUCGCAACCCAUCACGAUGCCCUCAUGGUGGCCCAACAGUCUCGGCAUGAUGCAGAUAAACCAAUGUAUUCCACUUCCCAGACUGAGGACCUCGCCCCUGUAUGUGGUGGACCACAACAGCUAGCGCUGGUAAAGGUUGAUGCGGCCAACGCAUUGGGUACCACUGAUAGGAACUAUGUCGAUACCUCUCUCGCGCCGACUGACGUCGUGACGCAGCCUCCCAGAAUUUGCGACCAGGCGAGGCACUUGCGUAAGCGUACACAUGUACCCGCUCCGGACGACCGCAUUCAGGACGGUGUGGCCUUGAAAAACAUCCAUACCGGGGUUCUGCUGAAGAAAGGAAAACCGGAGGAGUACGCUCUGGUUCAAUAUCUGGCAGUGCCGAACGACCCUAUGGGCGGCCCCAAUCAGCAUUGGCACGUUGAAUGGAAUCGUGGAAGCGUCCGCUGGCCGACGACGGCUAGCGUCCAGUGUCCAUUGGUAGAGAGCGGAACUGCUCUAUGGGCAGCGGUGGCCGCGGUGGAACCGCUUGUUUUACUCAAUCAAGUCCAAUCAUUUCGGUUCCCCGGUGAGCUUAUCGACUCUCUCGCAGAUUCAGUCAUCGCUCAGUGGACAGAGGAAUGGCGAAGGGAUUGUUUGCAGGACUGCCUAGCCCGUUACCGGACAAAUUGUACGGUAAAAGCGACGCGGGCUUGGCUAGAUCAGUGGAAGCAACAGAUCAUAUUUCUGAAAGGGCGGAAGGUCGCCGGAAAUAUCGGAGAUAACACCGACUAUUGGAAACGCAUCCGGGUCGAGAAAUAUGGGAAUGACGAUCUUUUUCGGCUAUGCGAUCCAAUUCGGCGGGUCAUAUUCAGUCAUCACAUUUUGUGCGCUCAUCUGUAUCAUGUCGAAAUUGGAGAGCUUUUAUCGAUGGUGGAUACGGAAGCUGGCUCCCGAUCAGUUAUGGAGGCCCAUGUCCAGCUCCUGAAACGGGAUGCGCAAUAUAAAUCGUGUUACAAGGGGGGCGGGACAACGGCUGAUUGGGCCAGUAUUGCGCGCUUUUUUGAAUCCGCCUUCGAGAAGCCAAUGGUGAUCGAAGGCAUUGACUACUAA